UCUGCCUGAUUUGACGCAGCCAGGAACUUUAAUGGCUAACUACCAAGCUAACUAAUGUAGCAGGUUAAAGCAUUUGUUUAUGAAGCUAAGGGUUAAAGAAAAAAUUAAACUAAUAUUCCAAACGAUAUUCGAAUCAAGCUUACGUUAAGGUUAAGCAUGGCAAUGACUAGCCCCAGCUCGUGCUCCUCCAUGAGUAACCACACAAAGGAGCGCGUCACUAUGGCCAAGGUGACCCUGGAGAACUUCUACAGUAACCUCAUCGCCCAGCACGAGGAGCGGGAGAUGAGGCAGCAGAAGCUGGAGAAAGUGAUGGAUCAGGAAGGCUUGGCAGAUGAAGAGAAACGCAUCCGGCGCUCUCAGCAUGCGAGGAAAGAGACAGAGUUCUUGCGGCUGAAACGCACUCGACUGGGGCUAGAGGACUUUGAGUCCCUGAAGGUGAUUGGCCGAGGAGCUUUUGGAGAGGUUCGUCUGGUGCAGAAGAAAGACACCGGUCAUGUUUAUGCAAUGAAGAUCCUCCGGAAAGCAGACAUGCUGGAGAAGGAACAGGUUGGUCAUAUUCGGGCUGAGAGGGACAUUCUGGUGGAGGCAGACAGCCUGUGGGUGGUCAAGAUGUUCUACAGCUUCCAGGAUAAGAUGAACCUCUACCUCAUCAUGGAGUUCCUGCCUGGAGGAGACAUGAUGACCCUGCUGAUGAAGAAGGACACUCUGACGGAAGAGGCAACUCAGUUCUACAUCGCCGAGACGGUGCUGGCCAUCGACUCCAUCCACCAGCUGGGCUUCAUCCACAGAGACAUCAAGCCAGACAACCUGCUGCUGGACUCCAGGGGUCACGUGAAGCUGUCAGACUUUGGGCUGUGCACCGGGCUGAAGAGAGCACACCGCACAGAGUUCUACAAGAACCUGAACCACAGCCUGCCCAGUGACCUCAGUAAACAAACCUUCCAGAACAUGAACUCCAAGAGGAAAGCAGAGACGUGGAAGAGGAACAGGAGGCAACUGGCUUUCUCCACAGUGGGGACCCCCGACUACAUCGCUCCAGAGGUCUUCAUGCAGAAUGGAUACAACAAGCUCUGUGAUUGGUGGAGCCUGGGGGUCAUCAUGUAUGAGAUGCUGAUAGGUUACCCCCCCUUCUGCUCAGAGACGCCUCAGGAGACCUACAGGAAAGUGAUGAACUGGAGAGAGACGCUAACUUUCCCUCCAGAAGUGCCUAUAUCGGAGAAGGCCAAAGAUCUGAUCCUCAGGUUCUGCUGUGAGGAGGAGCACAGGAUCGGUGCUGUGGGGGUGGAAGACAUCAAGUCCAACCCCUUCUUUGAGGGGGUAGACUACGACCAUAUCAGAGAGAGACCUGCUGCCAUCCCCAUUGAGAUCAAAAGCAUCGACGACACCUCCAACUUUGAUGAGUUCCCUGAUUCAGAUAUCCUCACACCAACAGUCGCUCCGGUGUCCAACCAGACGGAGGCCGACCUGAAGAACAAGGACUGGGUCUUCAUCAACUACACCUACAAACGCUUCGAAGGCCUGACCGCCCGAGGAGCCAUCCCGUCCUACAUGAAGUCAGGGAAGAGAUGAACGCCUCUAGCAGGCUUCAGACCCACACCACCAAGAAACACCUGAAAGAGUCGCCCCCCCUCUUCUGUGAGAGGAGCUUCAGGAGGGAGAACUCUCUGUUUUCUGUUACCUGACUGAGGAGUCCCAGCACUCUGCGAAUAAUAAAGGGGCUCCGUUUCACCCGCUGCUUCGCAGGAGCCGCCGCCUUCCUUUCCGCAGGUCUUCCCUUUCUCCGAUGCUUCCGAGGGUACCUUUCCGCUUCCUACUCACGCGUGAAGACUGAACUGCCGUUACAGCGAUUCUCUCCACCAGUGGAUGCAGUGGAGGUUCUCCCUGCUGUCACCAGCAUCCAUCACAUUCCCUCUAUAAACCAGCAGUCGGACCUACCAAGGGCUCCCACACCAGGACUCCCUCCCCCCUUGGCCCUCUUUCUGUUGACUCGUCGCCACUUGAAGUGAAUCAGGUGCUCUUCAGGGAUCCUGUCCAAAUGUUUAUGAGGCUUCUCUAAAGUGCUGCUGGCUUCUCACCUAACCAAAGACUGAGCUGAAUGAUGUGUCUGCUUCAUCUCUCUUAUCACCUCACUUCUUCUUAGAAAUGUAUUUUAUUUUUUCGGUGCAUAUUUUGCUCAUUGAAUAAGUGAAUAUAUGAGUGAUGCAUUUUUUGUGGAGCAAACACAAGAGUCUUGUUACAUUUUCACCGCUUAUGUUGAAUACCUUUAGCACCUUACGUGAUGUUUGAUCCGACUCCAGUGCUUUAAUCAACCUGCAGAUCAUUAAUGUGUGUGUUGAUGAGACAUGAGUUUGACAGGGGAGUGAUGUCACCGUUUUACUGUUGAUCUGUGAUGAACAUGAUGCAAAGUCUCACCACCUCCGUCAUCAUGAAACAGUGCAUCGCACGCAAACUGAAACUAAUGCAAUUCUUGUCGACUUAGCAGCUGUGUGACUCUCUAAUAGAAUACAGAAUGAUGCCGAGUCACUGCAGCCUGCCAGGGACUUUUCAAAUAGAAGCACAGGGCUAAACAUCUUCCAGUGAACACAAUAUCCAAAAUGCUGUCAUUUAAAAAUGAAUGUAAAUGAAGUUUUUAUGGACAAAAGUAUGUUUUUUUUGCCACAGUAAUUCCACGAUGCUGUUUGUGUGGAUGUAGCCUGGACCAUACAAAAUAAUUCUCUUUGUAUAAGUUUCCUGGCACAUGAAGUAGAAAAUAUGGAAGUCCAUUACCACCAAGAAAUAAGAUGUUAACAAAAAACACUUUGAAAAAAACAGAUCGUUCGCCAGGAUGAAACUUUUACUUUUGACCUUAAAAAAAAUUGUAGUUUUCGAUUCAGUCAAGAUUAGGACAUGCCUUUUUAUUAAUUAAGUUAAAAUAGGGACUUAUAGCUAAGUAAAACUUGAAAUUGUUAUUUUAAUCUUAAUCUUGACUUGAUUUAUGAAGUCAAAUUGUAUGUACACUGAAAAAAUGUAAUGUAUUAUUUCAACAGAUUUAACAUCACUGUAUGAAGUUAAAUGAAAGCAAUAAUAUUCAACCUAAUAUAUUUUUAUUCAAACUUCAUAGUAUUGCUUUCAACUAACCUAACAAAGUUAUGUGUAAUCUGUUGAAAUAAUACAUUUAAUUAAAGUCAACGUUUCCAUGUAGCAUGUAAUAACUUUGACUAUAGUACGCAAAAAAAAUUAAGAAGUUGACUUUAAAUUCCUUUUGUCAACAGUUUAGACAUAAUUGUAUUGUGUUUGUUGAAAGCAAUAAUAUUAAGUUGAAAGGAAAAAUAUCAACCGACCUACAAUUACGUACAAGUCAAUUUAUUUAAUUAAAUUCAACUUUGAGUGUAGUCAUCACAAAUGUUGAGUUCCAUAGCCAUAUUUUGGGAAUACAUAUUCUGUUUUACAAUAUAACUUUUAAGAUGAGUCAGUGUUUUAUGAGCGGGACUUUCAUGUUUUCCCAGCAGGAAUGGGCUUCCAUAUCUCUGUUUAGUCUGAGAUGUUUUCUUGUAGUCUGUUAUGAAACAUGUAUUCAGAUAGUGAGUAGAUCAAGCACAUGGAAGCGCAUUUUAGAAAAGCAUGCAAUGAGCUUUUUUCUAUGGCGGGGGGGGGGGUCACUAUUUUAAACUGUUAUUGGAGGCUCCUGCUCUGCAUGUCUUACAGCAGCAGAUGGGUCCGCUUAAAGCAAUAGAGCACACGGGAAGACUGAUGCUGUCACGCUGUGUGUGUGUGGGGGUGGGGGUGGGUGUGGGUGAGGAUGCGAUCGGUAAAAAAUAAUGUUGGAUUGGUGUGUGUGUUUUUCUACAAGUGAUGCGCCAAUGUGUGUAUGCUCUGCUCAUGUGAUCUGAGAGACUGAAGUGAGGGAUUAUGGGAAGCUGGGUGAACAUUAUUUAAACCACUUUUAGCGCGUGGCUGUUGUAUUGUUUUCUGCUAUUUGACAAUGAAUUACUCUGCACUUAC
Messenger RNA from Eleginops maclovinus (Patagonian blennie), 3981 nucleotides. It is a transcript of the gene stk38a, whose product is annotated as serine/threonine kinase 38a. The transcript has 14 exons. NCBI's taxonomy places the organism in Eukaryota, Metazoa, Chordata, Actinopteri, Perciformes, Eleginopidae. Gene Ontology annotation, biological process: peptidyl-serine phosphorylation; intracellular signal transduction. The coding region runs from base 157 to 1569 and encodes 470 amino acids. The record is from RefSeq and is a predicted model, not a curated record. Gene Ontology annotation, molecular function: protein serine/threonine kinase activity; ATP binding.